UUGGUUUGGUUUUUUUUAAAGCAGAUUUGCUUUAUGGAAGGGAACAAAAAACCCUCGCAUUUCCUUCAUAACCUUAUUUAGAACAUUUGAGAGACUCUUGCCAUGGGGAAGCAAGUUAAUAAUUGACAAUGACACCUAGCAGGCCUGCAUGAAUGAUUCCACACCAUAACACUGACAGCUGGCAUAACUUACUGAGCUCCUCUCAAACAUUUCCACAAAGAGGAAUGGAAUCACUCCAAGUUCAGCAACCUAGUAAUCACAGUGACUUCAGCUGCCCCAUCUGUCUCCAAACAGUGACUCUGCCAGUAGAAACCAACUGUGGACAUCUAUUCUGCGGCUCUUGUCUAAUUACAUACUGGAAACAUAGUCCUUGGUUAGGAGCAAUAAUCUGCCCUCUCUGCAGACAGAAGGUGGUGGUUCUGGUUAACAUCUCUUGUGAAAAGCUACACGAUAAGCCAAGUAAACAGACUGUUCACGACAUCAGAGCGUACAACAAGCGUUUCUCAGGGCAACCUCGACCUUUUGCAGAUUACCUCUAUGACAUGCCGUUGUUCCUGACUCUUGCCUUGCGAGGAAUCUUCACCUGGGGUGGUCUCAUGUGCAUUUUUUUCCUAAGAGUUGUUGUUUGCUCCUUUGGAACAAUCAUAUGCUUAUCAUCACCUUUUGACACGAUGCCUGGGCCUCUCUGUAGAACACUCGGAACAGCUGAUGACAUGGUGGUUGUUUCCCUUCUUCUCAUUUGUGUGAUAAACAUUUGUCAGCAAAUUGCAACAAACGGGGUAAAUAUGGCAAGGUCUGCAGCUCAGAGGAUGCUGUCAGAAUCCUGAGGGACUCAAACUUUGAUUUCUCAGUCAAACUCAAUCAAACAGUGACAGGCUUCUCCUCCAUUUGGGGCAGCAUGUGACAGAUUUGUCAUUCUGCUGCGAAGACUGAAGCAGGGCUCAAGUGAUAUUUGGCAUGGCCAAGUGAUUCGAUGUGCAAUUGCUAAGAAGGCCGUGCCAUUGUGUAUUUACAAGACUCUGUCAUACUUCAUGUGUCUCCAACUUAUCCUCAUACGCAGUGCCUGAAUUGAAAAUGCCUAAGCCUGUCAACAGGACCUAGAAUUACAAUGCCAGUCAGCUGGCAGUUGAGAUUUUUAGAACUUUUAAGCUUUGACAUUUCAUGUCUUGGUUCAGUUUGAAUAUAAUUUAAUUUGAGAAUUUAGCAAGCUGCUGUUUGCUAGGUCUCAGGUAACAUAAGUAACGUUAGAUAAUACUUCUGCAAAAUCUUGUGUUGGUACUUUUUGCUAUCACAGCUGAUUACAUAUCCAAUGGAAUACAGAUAUUUUCAGCUCUGCUAUGGGUACAGUCCUGAUUCUAAAAUUGGACAAUAUGAACCUGAUCGUAAUACGGGCUUGGAGCAAAAAUACAACUGUAAAAUGGGAGUAUUACAAGGGGAGAAUGGCAUAUAAGGAUCAUGCAAGAAGUGUGGGCAAAUCUCUGUGUAAGCCUUUUGUCUGAACCUACACAAAGUUACAGCUUUGGUGAACUCUGUCCUCUUAAGCUUUAACAAAGUCAGUAUGAAUGGUUGUUUCCUCUGUGGACUCCAAACACUCCUUGUGUUUUCCUUGCAAGUCUUGGUACUACUUUAGGGAGAGAUAAAGGCUACAUUUCUGAUGAUAAAGAAGUUUAUGGAAAAUCUGCUGAAGUUGCUGUGUGUGUUGAGUGUGACAAGUUAAAAAUGCUGGUAGUGUGCCAGACAAGCCUAAGCAUCUGUCACUGUACAAUCUGUACAUUUGUUAUGUAUUUGGAGUCAGUGAACUUCAUUUUUACAUAUGAGUUGUAUAUUAAAAUUGAUAUGUUAAAAUAUAUGAAUAUUUAUUGUUCACAAUACACUGGUCUCCAACUGUUUUUUUUCUUUUUACACAUUUUCAAUUGACAUAUUUUAUUGUACCCUUCACUGUAUGCUAUGAUAUAGCAGUAUGUCACAGUUAUUCUCUUGCUUCUUAGACUCUUCUUGUAACGAUGGUUUUUUUCUUUCAUUUUGUUCCCAUCAACUUUCAUUGUCUUUAAUUAUGUCCCUGAACUUGUAAAGCUGUCUCUCUUAACAAUGGGUACUUUGGAAAUGGCAACAAUUGCUUUUCCAUGAAGUAUAAGGCAGGAAGUGCAUUGUUUCUUUAAAAAAAAUUCCCAGAUGUUUUUGAGUGCUGACUACAAACAUGUAAACCUCAGAAACCAGUAUUUUCCAAGUUCUAUAAGUGUAGUUUUGUUAUUGUCUAACUUCUGUUUGCACUUAACUGGGAAUAAAAGCCUAUGCCAAUAGAAAA
This is a messenger RNA of Centrocercus urophasianus (Greater sage-grouse), 2305 nucleotides long. Its product is annotated as E3 ubiquitin-protein ligase RNF170-like. Gene Ontology annotation, molecular function: ubiquitin protein ligase activity. Bases 153 to 827 code for a protein of 224 amino acids. The record is from RefSeq and is a predicted model, not a curated record. The transcript has 5 exons. Lineage: Eukaryota; Metazoa; Chordata; Aves; Galliformes; Phasianidae.